Molecule: messenger RNA, 1214 nt
Organism: Exophiala dermatitidis NIH/UT8656
Lineage: Eukaryota; Fungi; Ascomycota; Eurotiomycetes; Chaetothyriales; Herpotrichiellaceae
Exons: 1
Coding region: 320-676 (118 amino acids)
Source: RefSeq, a predicted model, not a curated record
UAACGAGUGCGUUCUAUGAAUACUAAAAGAGAGGCACGGGAAAACAAACCCUAAGCAAACGAAGACAAAACUCCUCCAAAACCACCAAAUGCAAAUGUAGCACCCGCCUUUACCACCCCCUCUUCCUCUGUACAUAUCCACAAGCCACACUCCCUCCCUGCCCCCAUGGUACCACCCAUUAUGCGGAUCCCUUGACGAAAGUCGGAUCACAUACAAUAUCACUGACCUCCGAACGAUUCUCAAAAGUCCAAGCCCCCUUACCGGCAUCCGAAAAGGUAAUAUCGCGAUUCUCACCCCGGAGAACCACAAUAGGCUGACCAUGGCCAUCGAGGACUUGACACCUGUAAUCCUGGUCUUCAACAAGUUCACCCACUUUCAACUCGACCGUCUCAUAAGGACCCAUGGAUCCCACGGGCUUCGAUUCCUCACGCUGACCAGCGGGCAAGAGAGUCUGCGACCCAGUCUCGGUAGCUUGAUCUUCCAAGAUGACGCGCAGCUGGGAUGCCGAGGCGUCGAUCUGCGUGAAUGUCGGGUCGCAUACGACUUGGCUGACGAGACUGCUGGAGUUGCGGAACGUCCAGGGACCCUUGUCGGCGUCGCUGAAGGUGAUGUCCGUGUUGGCACCGCGCUGGAUCACGAUCGGGUGGCCCAUGUCGUCGAGGAUUUGACAGCGUAGGUCUUUGUUGGGAACGUCCGCGCCGAGUUUUAAUUCUACGGUCGCGAACGGUCCGUCGAGGGCGGGGACUCCCGUGUUGUGAACGGUGCUGUCGUCAAAGCUGACUUGUGCGCCGGUCUCGCCUCCGUCGCUGAGGACCACGCGCACAGAGGUGUCGUUGGUGCUGCGUUGGCUGUGAGGGGCGGCUAGAGCGCCGGUUGCUGCCAGAAGACAGAGGAUGCUGGUGCUGUAUUGCAUUUUGUUUUUGUAUGUAUAUGUAUUGCUGGGGUUUGACUGUGCCGGAUAUGCUUUGGGAUCAGAGUUGAAUGGCAGGGAAUGUCAGGCACCUGAAGUAUUAUGUAGCAAUUCGAUGAUCUCGCAACGAAAGAAAAAGAGAAGAUAUGGUAGGAAACUCGUUAUGGACUUGUCGUUGUAUGAAUGAGUGUUGCUGGAUACAGACAUCCUGAGGCGGCCCUGGCAGUCUUCUUAUACUUGUUCGUCCAUGCCCUGUUGUCACCAGAAAGGUAAUCCUGUUGUAGUCAACCAUAUUAUCAUCUCC